AUGAAGCUUUUCGCGGUACUUUUCCUGGCCUUGGUACUCUAUGGCGAUGUCGCGGCGGGGAACAUACCAGAUGCCAACGUGGUCAAAAACACCUGGGUUCCGAGCCUGAGUUCCAGGAUGACCAACUUCGCAGAGAAGCAGCUAGGGUCUCUACAGCUACAGAGGCUAUACGACCAGAGAGUCAUGUACAAGACACAACGGGUGGAUGGUCAGGCCAAGAUCGACGAACUGGUCAAGAAGCUGGACGACAGGCUGCAACAGGCCACGACCAACCUUGCAGCCAUGCAACAGAAGAUUCAGGGGUUGAAUAUGGUUCACGUGCCAGUCUCCAUCCCUGGUUGCUGCCAGGCGCCGAACCCAGGGAAAAUGAACUCCCGAUUUAAACAAGUCGUGAGUGAUCCUUUUCAAAAGGGCUGCGCUGAAAUCCAAGACUCCACCAAAGGGUUUUUAUGGCCAAUGAUGAAAACGGACCUAGAUGCAAACUUGCAAAAUACAAAACCGCUGACUUGGCAGUAUUACGGAGACAAGUAUGGCAACUACUACCAGUACCCCACCGGUGUCCACUCCAAGUUCUGUCCGGCGGGGAAGUACGAUGACCACAGAUUUAGGAACUGGUACGUGAAUACAGCGUCACCAAAGAAGAAGAACCUGGUGAUUAUUGUGGACGAGAGCUUCUCCAUGGACCGCAAGGUGGACUUUUUUGACUGGAAUUCCCCAACGCGUCUUGAGAUUGCCAAGGAGGCCGCUAAGACUGUACUGCAAACUCUGAGUUCAGACGACUGGGUGGGCACUGUAGCAUUCAGUGAUUAUGCCAGGAGUCCUCCCGGCUGCUUUGGAGACCAUGUGGCCCAAGCCAACGAUAUCAACAAGCAACACUUGGUGAAGUUUAUUGAUGAUAUCAAGCCUAUGUCCUCUACAAUGUAUUCAUCUGGACUUAAUAAGGCAUUUACUAUGCUUGAAAACGGAAAGAAAAAGAAUUUGCAACAAUUUGAGAACUCUCUGGACAUGAUCUUGUUCCUGACAGAUGGCGCUCCCAAGGACAAACCAAGGUCAAAGGUCAUGGAAGCCAUUGUGGACGGGCAGAAGAAAAUGAACAACACUGUCCAUCUUCUUCUGUAUGGCUUUGGUGAUGAUGUAGCCAGGGAUUUCACUUCGCAACAGUUUCUGCUCAACAUGGCUGACCAGAACCAGCGUAAAGUCAAAUACACCAGCACCAUCAGGAGCAGGACUCAGGGACUUGUUACCAAACACCUUGUUGGAGAAAAGUGGGAUCCCUAUCCUGCAGCAGGAUUUGAUGGCUCUCAGCCAGCAGGUCCACCUGGAAUGAUCAAAAUCAUAGGAGACAGCCAGUACAAGGAGCUGAAGACUAUCAUGAGCAGCUACUACAACUUCUUUCCAAUAUGGGACGAGCAGAACCCCACUGUGACCGUCCCUUUCCUGGAUAAAAAUCAUGGUCUGGUCACAACUAUGGGACUACCUGUAGUCAACAAAAUAGAUAACACCUUGUCCGGAGUGGUAGCCUUUGACAUGCCAUUGCAGAUCAUGUUCUCAGACAUAAGCCAGUACAAGAUUGGAACUCACAGCUAUGCUUUCCUCAUAGGAACAGACGGUAAGGUCUUGAUGCACAGGAACUUACCUCAGCCUAAGGACUACACCAGUAACCCAUUGUUUGUGGACCUCUCUGCCCUGGAACCCACGCUGAGUGAGGAGGCCAAGAAAAAUAUUCUGAGGGGAAUCCCAGGCUUUGAUAAACAGCUGGUGAAUCUCCCUGUGUCUAGAGGCAGCAGCAAAUUUGAUGGGGCAGUCAACUAUAAACUAAAUGCCACAUACUUCUACAAGCCACUGCCAGGGUCCAAAGGUCAAUACACAGUGGGUCUUGUACUGUUUGAUAUGGACAUGUUGCAGAAAAUACCAGAAGAGAAAGCAGGUACUACGUCAGGGCAACACUCUAGUUAUCAUCGCUUGGACCUGAAGGCAAAGCUGAUUAAUAAGACAGAGGAGAUCUGCCAGAGAUAUGGAAGCUUUUCUUCCGUGGACUCCACAGUCAAGUUUGCUCCGGAUGCCUUCAAGGACCCAGACAAGUACCUACAGGAGGUAGAGGCCAUUAACAAUGUAAAAGACUUGGAAAGUUUUCUCCAUUCAUCCAGUGUUACUAGUAAUAAUGAUUUGAAAGAUUAUGUGAAAACUGAUGUAAUUAUGACUGCAGAAAUGGAAAAAUACUGGAAGAAAACACCUGAAUCUGUAUGGAGAUACAUCGGGACAGAGACAGGUGUCUUCCGUGUGUUUCCAGGCUUUGUGGCAGACAAGACAUACAACCCUGUUGAGCAUGCGUGGUACAAGCGCGCCAUGAGUCGCCCCGAGGUGUACACGUUCUCUAGACCUGAGGCUGGGAGUCUUGGAGACAAGAACUUAGUCACAGUCAGCAGAGUGUUUUACCAGGGCAGGUAA
Messenger RNA from Lingula anatina, 2448 nucleotides. RefSeq lists its product as uncharacterized. NCBI's taxonomy places the organism in Eukaryota, Metazoa, Brachiopoda, Lingulata, Lingulida, Lingulidae. The record is from RefSeq and is a predicted model, not a curated record. Gene Ontology annotation, cellular component: voltage-gated calcium channel complex. Gene Ontology annotation, molecular function: voltage-gated calcium channel activity.